AUGGCGCGGAAACCGCAGACCUAUGGUAAGCUGUCGCAAGAUGACGGCCUGAAACGCCGAAAGCAAAAGGCAGACUCCGACUCAGAGGAAGUGGACGAGUCGCAGCUCUCUGAGCGAGAAAGGGCGAAGAAGAAGUGGGUGAAGCGCCUAAAUUGGCUCUGGCGAAAGAUGACCGCUGCCUUUUGGGUGAGCGCCGCUUGUGGCCUCAUUUGGUACACCAACUUUUUCCGAGUGAUGUGGGAAUCGCCCUUGGUUAACCGAACCUACUUCUACUUAGCUUUGGCCUGCCUGACCUUCAACAUGACGAUGCUGGCGUACUUGGCCAUUUGGUGCACCAGCGUGCUGAAGAUCGACGAGCCCUGGAAAACCAAGCACCCCAAGGCAAUUCCAGUCAUGGCCAUCGUGGGUUUCAGCAGCGUGUGGCUCUUCUUCUUCGCCUUUUGGCCAGUGUGGGGCCUCCUGACCCUAGUCAUUCAGUUCGUCCUCUUCUUGGGCUUCGUUAGUGCAGGACACUUCCUACCGAGUGGCACGCUCGGAGCCAUUCUGAUGUUUGUCAUCUUCUUCGGUGCUUUCUUCACCAGCGAGUUGAUUCCACACGAAGGUUUGGCGCAUUACACACCCCGCCCCAGCAUGGUGGGUGAUGCAGCCUCCAACGAGAAAGCCGAAAAAGCCCAUGCGUGUACAGAUGCGCACGCGCGGCUGUCCGUGGUCUCCAAGCUGCAAGGAAUCACACCCUGA
Messenger RNA from Cladocopium goreaui, 738 nucleotides. The record is from the annotation of a GenBank genome assembly. NCBI's taxonomy places the organism in Eukaryota, Dinophyceae, Suessiales, Symbiodiniaceae.